GGCAAUUUUCCUCCUCCCACUACUCCUGAGGAGCUGGGUGCUCGCAUCCUGAUCCAGGAGCGUUAUGAGAAGUUUGGAGAGAGUGAGGAGGUGGAGAUGGAGGUUGAGAGUGAAGAUGAAGAGGAUAAGAGAGUGGGCAGGGUGGUAGGACAUGCAACUCAGUUAGACCAGGACACACAGCUGCAGGACAUGGACGAGGGCUCUGAUGAAGAGGAUAAUGGCAUGAAGGCUCCUCUACCCCCUGAUAACCCUGUGCCACCACCUCUGCCCCCCACCCCGGACCAGGUUAUCAUCCGCAAAGACUAUGACCCCAAGGCCUCUAAGCCUCUGCCUCCUGUGGUCGCCCCUGGAGAAUACCUCAUCUCUCCCAUCACUGGUGAGAAGAUCCCAGCCAGUAAGAUGCAGGAGCACAUGCGCAUCGGCCUGCUGGACCCCCGCUGGCUGGAGCAGCGUGACCGCAGCAUCCAUGAGCGUCAGAUCGAGGAGGAGGUGUACGCUCCGGGCCUGGACAUUGAGAGCAGCCUGAAGCAGCUGGCCGAGAGACGUACCGAUAUCUUCGGUGUGGAAGAAACGGCCAUUGGUAAGAAGAUCGGAGAGGAGGAGAUACAGAAACCAGAGGAGAAGGUAAGAAAGAAAAAGAAAAAAAUUAUAUCCGCUGUUCAACAUUGCAGGUCACAUAUGGUGGUUCCUGCUGCAUUUGUACCUGCUCCCCCUGUGCCUCAACCUCCCAGCGCUGUUGCCGCCCCCAUGCCUCCUGCCCAUCCUCCACCUCCUCACGAGGACGAGCCUUCCAGCAAGAAAAUGAAGACCGAGGACAACCUGAUUCCAGAAGAGGAGUUCCUGCGCAGGAACAAGGGACCUGUUGCAGUCAAGGUCCAGGUGCCCAACAUGCAGGACAAGACAGAAUGGAAGCUGAGUGGCCAAGUGCUGAACUUCAGCCUGCCUCUCACAGACCAGGUGUCUGUCAUCAAGGUUAAGAUCCAUGAAGCCACCGGUAUGCCGGCUGGAAAACAGAAACUGCAGUACGAGGGAAUUUUCAUCAAAGAUUCCAACUCUCUGGCCUAUUACAACAUGAACAAUGGAUCUGUCAUCCAUCUGGCCCUUAAGGAGAGAGGAGGAAGGAAGAAGUAGAUCGCUCAUCUUCUCUGUUUCAAUCCUCCACAUUAAUUAUUGUGCUUAUAAUCCUGUUACUUUUGUACACUUAAAAGAACGUGUGCUGUGCUCUGUAGAAAAACAAUUCAAAGUAAUCAGUGUCUUGUGAUUAUCCUACAUUCAGUGCAUGAAUAAUUAAAUAACACAGAACAUUUAAUAUUGUCUCCUAGCAAACUGCCCUUUUUUAGUCUCACUUUUUAUUGAGGUGAUUGUGUUAAAUAUUUGCAAAUCUAUAGUUUAGCUUUGAAACAUUACAUUUUGUCGGAUGCAUAAUAAAUACUUGUCUCUUUGGAAAACCUACCUACUAAAUUUCAGUAAGAAAUG
Sinocyclocheilus rhinocerous is the source of this 1476-nucleotide messenger RNA. RefSeq names its product splicing factor 3A subunit 1-like. The record is from RefSeq and is a predicted model, not a curated record. Gene Ontology annotation, cellular component: U2 snRNP; U2-type prespliceosome; catalytic step 2 spliceosome. The annotation marks the transcript as partial. Lineage: Eukaryota; Metazoa; Chordata; Actinopteri; Cypriniformes; Cyprinidae. Gene Ontology annotation, biological process: regulation of alternative mRNA splicing, via spliceosome; mRNA cis splicing, via spliceosome. Gene Ontology annotation, molecular function: protein binding; RNA binding. The transcript is spliced from 8 exons.